Molecule: messenger RNA, 906 nt
Organism: Cherax quadricarinatus
Lineage: Eukaryota; Metazoa; Arthropoda; Malacostraca; Decapoda; Parastacidae
Source: RefSeq, a predicted model, not a curated record
GCAGGGUGUGGACGUUUCCAGCGCCCUUUGCUUUGUGGCUCAACAAGUUCGUGUGUGGUCAUAUUCCCGGCCUCACCACUUUUUAGCCACACCAUCCGCAACACUCGACACACGCCCACGCUGCUCGUGCAUGGCAUGGUGGACGGCGUGGAGGUGACUAUGGCUAACCUCCUGACCCGCGCCAAGAACCAGACUAUGACGGGCUCCCUCACUAUCACCAAUCCACAAGGUAUUGGAGCGAAGUUUUCGAAGCUCUCGGCCAGGGAUGGCUUGUUCAACGCGCUCAACUUGACUGAUCUCUGGUACAGACAGUUCCACCUGCACAGUCCCAACAGCGUGUCAUCGCCGGUGCACUUCAAGGAGCUGGUAAUCUUCUUGUCUGCCAACUAUGGUGUAAUGGACAUAAAUCUGCUUAAGGCAAUAUCUGGCGAGCUGGAAAGCCUGUACAACCUGAAUCCUCUCCUGCAAGCCAACUUGCAUGCCUACAACUUUAAUCGGCGCAUCAACAGAAUUGUGAAAGGCCGGGUGAUGGAGUACUGGGGAUGGCGCUCUGUACAGAGCUUCAAGGAAGUGACGGAGAGGAUAGUGCCCCUGUGGUUACCCUGGGGGAAGCUCACUGGCACCAGUAACACUGUAACCCUCGCUUCGCACUACCUGGCACUCGUCACCGUGCCUGGCCAUACCAGAAUCCUGAAAUACGAAUCCUUCACUGACCAGUACGAGGAGACAGGUAUAACGCUGGAGGGCAACUGUACCAGCAGUGUGUUGAGCUACACCUCAAAUCACCAAAAGUACGUAGUGACGGGUCACGCCUGCCGCUACGACCCCAGCACACCACCUACGAUACCCCAGGUCGAUACGAACAACUUGCAUAUUCUUCAUGGUGACCAUAACAUGGAGACGUAG